Messenger RNA from Canis lupus familiaris (dog), 5139 nucleotides. It is a transcript of the gene SLC67A2, whose product is annotated as major facilitator superfamily domain containing 9. Gene Ontology annotation, biological process: transmembrane transport. The coding region runs from base 46 to 1344 and encodes 432 amino acids. Gene Ontology annotation, molecular function: transmembrane transporter activity. The record is from RefSeq and is a predicted model, not a curated record. The transcript is spliced from 9 exons. Lineage: Eukaryota; Metazoa; Chordata; Mammalia; Carnivora; Canidae.
GCCUGGGAGUCGGGGGGUCGCGGCGGCCUGGCCCCGGCGGCCCAGAUGCCGAGGCAGGAGUCGGGGGCCGGGGCUGAGGCGCGGGCAGACGGCCCCGGUGCCGUCGGAGCCCGCCGCUUCCUGCUGUGUCUUUACCUGGUGGGCUUCUUGGAUUUGUUUGGUGUCAGCAUGGUCGUCCCUUUAUUGAGCCUUCAUGUCAAGUCUCUUGGAGCAAGUCCAACAGUUGCUGGAAUAGUAGGCUCCUCCUAUGGCAUUUUGCAGCUCUUUUCCAGCACAUUGGUGGGCUGCUGGAGUGAUGUGGUUGGAAGACGAUCUUCCUUGCUGGUGUGCAUUCUGUUCAGUGCCCUGGGUUAUCUGAUUCUUGGAGCAUCCACCAAUGUGUUCCUGUUUGCCCUUGCUAGAAUCCCUGUGGGUAUUUUUAAACAUACACUCUCCAUUUCAAGGGCUCUGCUUUCUGAUCUGGUUUCAGAGAAAGAACGGCCGCUAGUAAUCGGACAAUUCAAUGCAGCGUCUAGUGUGGGCUUCAUCUUGGGUCCCAUGGUUGGUGGAUAUCUUACUGAGUUAGAUGGUGGAUUUUAUCUGACAGCCUUCAUCUGUUGUUGUGUCUUCCUUCUCAAUGCUGGUCUGGUUUGGCUGUUUCCCUGGCGUGAAGCAAAGCUCUCCAGGACGGAGCAAGGCCGGCCGGCCGGUGACAGCCCUGCCCCCUGGGGGAGGACGGACCCUCCCGAGCAGCAGCCAGCCACCCCGCGCCAGAGCACCGCCAGCACCAGGCCUGCCCGGCCGCCCUGGGCGGAGGUCGCGUCCACCCUGCGCGACAUGAAGAGCCUGGUAUUUUCCGAAAUGUGGGACAUCUUCGCGGUGCGCCUGCUGAUGGCCGUGGCGGUGAUGCUCUACUACAGUAACUUCGUGCUGGCCCUGGAGGAGCGCUUCGGGGUGCGGCCGCGGGCGGCGGGCUGCCUCAUCAGCUACAGCAGCGCCCUGGGCGCCCUGGGCGGCCUGGCGCUGGGCCCGCUCCUGCGGCUGUACGGGCACGACGGGCGCGCCAUCCUGCUGCGCUCGAGCGCGCUCACCUGCCUGCUGCUGCUGCUGCACGCCGCCGCCCGCUCGGCCGCCCUGGCCGCGCUCUGCACCGCGCUGCUGGCCGUCUCCACGGCCGUGGGCAGGACCUGCGUCACCGACCUGCAGCUGGCUGCCGGCGGGGCGCAGGGCGGGCGGCACGGUCAUCGGCGUGGGGCAGUCGGUGACGGCCGUGGGCCGGAUCGUCGCCCCGCUCCUCUCGGGGCUCGCGCAGGAGACGCUACAAUAUUGAAGGCAGGCCAGUUAACAACCUAUAGUGGCCCCUAAGUGUUCAAGUGAAAGGAAGUGUCAGUCGACGUGGAAAACUUCAUUGCCGUCUGAUUUUUUAAAAUUGCCACAGCCACCCCAACCUUGAACACACACCACCCUGAUCAACACUGAGAAAAGACCCUCCACCAGCAAAAAGAUUGCCACCUGCUGAAAGGGGCAUUGAACUUGACUGAGAAGUUUAUGAAGGAUAUGGCACUCUUUCAGCAUUAUGCUAGCCACAAUUGGACUGCGGGGCUUUCUUUGAGAACUGUUCUGGCAAGAAGCGCCUUGCUCGGGGCUGCAAAUUGAGGACGGUGGUCCCGACAUCUGUGUCUGAGUCACUGCUAUUGCCACCUACCACAGAGCAAAAGAAGGACAACAUGGGCAUGCGUUUGAGAGAGAAGGGAUUGUAAAUGACUCGCAAUGCAUGAUUGGGGCCAACACCUGCUGAGAAUUGGGCAGCGCAGGGUCAGAGGGCUCACUCUCUCUAGCCCACCAACCUGGGCAUAAGACAUCCCUUAAUGUUGAAUGUUCACACACUGAAGAGUUCACUGUGCCAGACAACUGUCCUCAGCACUGUUAAACUCAUUAACCUAUUUAAUCCUCAUAGUCACCCAUCUGACAGGUGGAGUAACUGAAGUUCAAGAGACAGUAUAAGUGGUGGAGCUGGCUAUCAAAGUGAGGUGCCCUGGCGGUGGCAGCUGUGUUCCCACUUGCCCCAUCAGAACAAUCCCAGGAGGGCUCAGCUCUGUGUCUGGCACACAGAAAGCAAACCAGCACUUGGCUGCUAUUAUAAAAAUGCUUGUCUUGAUCUGGAAUCUCAGAGACAACCUUCUUUAUCUCCUUUAUAUUUUCAUAAAAGGGCUGUAGUACCAAUAUGCACUCUCCAAACAAUGGGGAGAUACAUGAUCAGAACUAGCUGGUUAUCAGAAUUCAAGUCCUAGAGAACUGGGUAGGACAGCUGGUGGGAGCUGAGAUUCUUGGGGCAAAAAGAAUGUUCUGGUGGACAUGUGGUGGAGACAAGGCCCACUGCUCUAAACAUUCAGGCCUCCCUUCUCAUUUCUCAUCUCACCAGUCAUCACCACCAGCUGUCAUUUGACUUUCCUCUUCUUGGUUAAUUAAAUAAACAAGCAAAAAUAAAGGGGUAGGGGAGGUAAUUGUUACAUCCCACAUUUUAAUAACAUGGUACCUAACAUACUUCCUCUGGGGUUCACAGUAGAUGGCUUGGAGUCUACACAAAGAUUAUCAUUAAAUAAAGAGAUAUGAGACUUUAUGUCAAAGCCUUAAUGAUUUCAGGCAGUAAAAUUUAUGGCUGCCUUUAUGAAAAUAUAUGGAAAUUGCAAAAAUUUAAAUACACCUUUGCAAAUUUACAACUUGCUGUUUACCUGCUCACUAACCACAGGUGACAGCAUUUGCUUUUGCUAUAUCAAAUAGAAUCAUUAUGGAAAAUAAUGAACUCAUUCAUAAUGUGUACAGCAGCUCCAUCCAAAAAGCUUAUAAUGCUAAUAAUAAGUCACCAUAUUAUUAUUUUAGGCUUGCAAACUAUUAAACUCAUUGUCCUCAAUGAAGAAAAAGAAUGGGGAAAUUUCUCUACUUUAUGAAUAUUAGGAAAUAAACUUACUCAUUCUGCUCCAACUGAAAUCAUUACCUGUAUUGGAAAUAUUCUUUUUCUUUUGUAGCUUUUCUGGAAGCUUUGUAUUUUUUGGUAAGGAUAAAUAUCGAGAGGCUGAAGUGGAAGCCUGUGGAAAACAUGGAAAAUCUUAUUUAGACUAUGCAGAGGUCAUUUACUGUAUAUCAGAAAUUUAAAAUUUUACAUCAAACCCUGAUGUUAAAAAUUAAAAUUGUACUUCUCUAUUAUAAAAUUACUGUGUGAGGGGCUGUGGGGAUGGUGAAUAAAGUUCUGAGCAAUAAUUAUUUCACUUAAAACAACUAAAUCUCAUCUAAAAUGUAACCAAAAUCAGUAUUAAGGAAAAUGAAAAUAAAGUGGGACCGUUAGAAAUAAGAAUAAUGAAAUAAUAAUGAAAACCAUUGAGUCUUCUUAAAGAGAAGCUAUGGAAACACCUAUUAAUAAGAGUAUUACUAAAAAAGUAGAACCUAUACAUAUGGAAAGAAAAUAUAUGAAAAAUGUAGCAUAUUUAACUUUUAGUUACUUUAGUAAGUCUUGAAAUGAUAGAAUGAAAAGUGUUACCAUAGCUAAUUGGCUGACAAUUCAAUUGUGUCAUACUUUAACUUUUAAUCAGGGCUGCCACAUGUUCACAUUUAAAAAAAAAAAAGAUAAUCUACCUGUUUACAUAUUACCAUUUUAGUCUCUGAUGACCAACACAGAAUAUUACUAAAAAUGAGAUGCAAUCCUAAAACUAAUGCAACCUUGUAUGUCUGUUAUACUCACAAAAAUAAUACUAAGAUGCAAUAACUGCUGUGAAGUCAAUCAAUUGUAAUGUCAUUUAAAAAUGAUUUUCCUUAUCUUGUUGACAAUGCCUUGGACCAAGUGAGAAGGUGAACAUUCACACCCCCCAACUGCUGUGAUUUUGCAGUUCUAGUACCUGCAGCUUGCCUAUCUUCUGGCCACAACCUCUCACCAGAAAGAUCCAACGUGACUCAUCAGAUGAAACAUGGUCCAGCCAUGCUGUUUAAAUUUGUAACUUGACCCUUCCUUGUACCCCCAGUCUCCUCCAAGCACUGUUUUUCUCCACAGCACUCCCUGCCUACUAACAUAAUAGAUAAUUUACUCGAUUGCUGGGCAUCUUCUCCCCACUAGGAUAUGAAUUCUACAAGCAAAGAUAUCUUGGUCACUUUCAUUCACCAACAUAUACCAAGUGCCUAGAACAGUGCCCGGACACAAUAGGUGUUGUAGAAACAUCCGGAAAGACUUUACAAUUAAUUCCAUCCCAGAAUUCCUAUGAAUCAACCCUCAGUGGCCAUCCGGUCACAAGAGCCUCUGGAAUGGCUGCUGACUCUACUCCUGGAAGCCUUCCUCACCGCAGACAAAUGGUUAACAAACGCCAGUUACCCUGCGCUCGUGGUUCAAGCUGCUGUCUUUCCUGAUGCUUUCUCGCAAACUGUGCCUUCGUCGGAUCAGAAUCUCUUUAGCUUGUCGCUCACUUGUGUCGGUCGUCAGAUUGUGUCUGUUGUAGGACAAAGUCUGAAAUGAAAACACAAGAGACAUCUUACAAGAAAAACUGAUUGCUACCCCAGAGAUUCCCAAACUUUACUGUGCUGCUUUGGCUCUCUGUACCUCAGCGAGGCACUUAACAACCAACAUGCAGAGCAGAAAAAUAAAUUUUAAAAAAGUAUAAAAAUUAAUGUGUAUGGGAGAUGGAAAAAAAAAAGGUUAACAUUUGUUCAAAAUUUGAAAGCAUUUGUCUUCUAAUAGAAGUUUGCCAGUUAUCUUUCAUUGAGAAGUGCGAUCUUCAUAAAUCAGAAUAUGAUGGAAUUCCUCAUCAUUCAUACUUUGUCUACCUUGAAGUAGUCUGUACGUAUUUAGCCAUCAUUAGCAGCUGGGGAAGACAUACAAUUCAUCUUUACACAUUCUUUACUGAAUAGGAAUUACCGGUACAAAAACAAACCACUUUGAGCCACUUGGUGGUGCCAUGUCCUUUCGAUUAAGAACACUUCUUUUCAACUGGGUUGUCAAAUUGAAAAAGCUGUUGCUAGAAUCCGCAUGAACUAUGUGCUAGUAUUUGAGACAGUAAAAUUUCUAAACCAGGCCUCUGAGUGACAUACAUUUUUAGUUUUAUAAGUUUCUUAAAAUGAAUUGCAAUUAGUAAUUCAGUUCAUUUUCUGAUAGAAUAAAUAUAUAUUUCUUGGGAAUAU